Heterocephalus glaber (naked mole-rat) is the source of this 4069-nucleotide messenger RNA. It is a transcript of the gene Arid3b, whose product is annotated as AT-rich interaction domain 3B. Gene Ontology annotation, biological process: regulation of transcription by RNA polymerase II. Lineage: Eukaryota; Metazoa; Chordata; Mammalia; Rodentia; Bathyergidae. Gene Ontology annotation, molecular function: DNA binding. The record is from RefSeq and is a predicted model, not a curated record. Gene Ontology annotation, cellular component: nucleus.
GCCCCACCGCGCCGCUUCCGGUGUGGGCCCCGCCCCGGCUGUGGCCCCCGGCGGCGGCGGAGCAGUCGGAGACGCGGCUGCGGCCUGGGGCCUGAGCGGCCAUCUAGUCCACGGCUGGCGGCCCGAGCCUCACAGUGUAGAGCCAGCCUGCCAGCUAGGCCGUGCCCUGGUCCAGAGCCAUGCCAAUCUGUGAGUGAGACUCACAGCAGUGAUGGAGCCGAUGCAGCAACAGCAACAGAAGCAGUCACAUCUGGCUCCUCUGCAGAUGGAUGCCCGAGAGAAGCAGGGACAGCCGAUGAAAGAAGCCCAGUUCCUAUAUCCCCAAAAGCUAGUCACACAGCCUACUCUUCUUUCUGCCACACCUGGAAGACCUGCCAGCAGCCCUGCCCUGGGUCCCUUAGCCAGAGUUUCACCAGCCACACCAGUGGCCCGAGUUUUUGAACGGAGCAACGUGAACUCAGAGCCUGAGGAAGAGGAAGGAGGUUUGGAAGAUGAGGAUGGGGAUGAUGAUGUUGCAGAGGUGGCUGAAAAAGAGGCCCAGGCUGCUUCCAAGUAUUUUCACGUGCAGAAAGCAGCUCGCCAAGACCCCCGAGCAGCACCCAUGUCCAGUCUGCUUCCAGCACCAGGGCUCCCCCAACAUGGACAACAAACUAAAGAAGACCUUACCAAAGAUGCUUCCAAGGGUCCACCUUCUGUUUCCAUGGCUGGGCAGCCAACCUGGAAUCCGGAGGAGCAGCUUAAACAGAAUGGUGGUUUGGCCUGGAGUGAUGAUGCUGAUGGAGGCCGGGGAAGAGAGAUUUCCCGAGAUUUUGCCAAGCUCUAUGAACUAGAUGGUGAUCCUGAAAGGAAGGAGUUCCUAGAUGACCUCUUCAUCUUUAUGCAGAAGAGGGGAACCCCCAUCAACCGGAUCCCCAUCAUGGCCAAGCAGAUCCUGGACCUGUACAUGCUGUACAAGCUGGUGACAGAGAAAGGAGGCCUGGUGGAGAUCAUCAACAAGAAGAUCUGGAGGGAGAUCACCAAAGGCCUGAACCUGCCCACUUCCAUCACCAGCGCCGCCUUCACCCUCAGGACCCAGUACAUGAAGUAUCUCUAUGCCUAUGAGUGUGAGAAGAAGGCCCUGAGCUCCCCUGCUGAGCUGCAGGCUGCCAUCGACGGCAACCGCAGGGAGGGCAGGCGGCCCAGCUACAGCUCCUCCCUCUUCGGCUACUCACCCACUGCUGCCACUGCUGCUGCUGCUGGGCCCCCUGCUCUUCUCUCACCACCCAAGAUCCGCUUCCCAGUCCUGGGGCUUGGUUCCAGCAGUGGCACCAGUGCCAGUGGCCCUCGGCUGUCCCCAGCAGCCACUCUCAGGAAAGGUGACGGGGUCCCCACAACCACAGUGCCCGUGCCAAAUCGCCUGGCUGUGCCCGUAGCUCUGGCAGGGCCACAGACAGGGAGUCGGGUGGCCGCAUUGGAACAGCUGCGGGAGCGUCUAGAGUCAGGGGAGCCAGCGGAGAAGAAGGCAGCAAGGCUGUCGGAGGAGGAGCAGCGCCUGGUACAGCAGGCCUUCCAGCGUAACCUUUUCAGCAUGGCACGGCAGCUGCCUGUGAAGAUCCGCAUCAACGGCAGGGGUGCGUGUGCCGCUGCAACCUCAGCUCCACUCCUGGGGUGGAGUGGGCAAGAAGACAGAGGAGAGGCCUCAGCUGCUGCGCUGAACCUGACCCCAAGCAGCAUUGGAAGCAUUAACAUGUCUGUGGACAUCGACGGCACCACCUAUGCAGGUGUGCUGUUUGCCCAGAAGCCCGUGGUCCACCUCAUCACAGGCCCCACUGCCCAGAGUGUGGUUGGCAGCAGUUCUGGCGGCGGCAGCAGCAGCAGCAGCGGUGGCUCUCACUGCUCACAGAGUCCUACCUCGUCCCGGGGCACCCCCAGUGCGGAGCCCUCUACCAGCUGGUCCCUCUGACGGCAGCACCUAGCUGCCCCUGCCCUGCCCUCCAGCCAGGAGUGGCAGAAGCUGCCGCGAAGAAUUUACCUCAUCUCACGGAGCCCGAUGUUCAGGGACUGGGUGUGUCCAUCUCUCCAGGCUCCAUUCAGGUCCUACUGUCCUCUGGGGGGCGGGGAGAGGUGGGAGGGGCAGGACAGGGCAGCGUUGUCCAAUCAGGGAUCAUCCUGGAGGCCUGGGCAGGGGUCUGGGCUCCCCCUUCCUCCAGGGUCCCCGCCCACCUCCCACCCCGGGGCACAGUGUAUCGACAAUCUGUAAGCCGACACAGGGCUGGAUGCCUCCACUUCCUUCCCCCUUAAUUUAUUUCCCUUCCUCUGCUUUCUGCCGUUACCCCAGGGUCACUCGUCUCAUCCUCUGUCUAGCCCCCCUCAUUUUUUUUUUUUUUUGGUACCGGGGAUCGAACUCAGGUCCUUGCGCUUGCGCAGCAGGGGGCGAAACCACUGAGCUAAAGCCCUGGCCCCAAGCCCCCCUCAUUUUUAAAUCCUAUGUGGGCUGCUGGGGCCAAGCUCCUGCCUUCAUGGCUCUCAGCUCCUGAGCAUGGGCCCCACCCUCUCAAACCUCCUGUCUGGUUUUGGUUUCCAUAGCCUGGGUCCCUCAAAUCCAAAUGUGCCAUCAGACCUUAGGCCCCCAUGUCCCCCUCUAGUGGGGGACACCUAAGAGAGUACAUGAGGGCAAGCUUCAGGCCCAGGCCUCUGGGCAUCUGCCAGGAUGGAGGAGGGCUUGGGCUGCCUGGGCCCUGGUACCCACUUCACAGGACCCCAUGCAACCCUCCCUUAACCCUCAGGCUCUCCAGUUGCCCUUGUUGGCUACUCUCCCACCAUAGUUCCCUUGUUCCUGCCCUGUCACAGUAUCUUGGGGCCAUCUCUGCCCCACCAGCCCCAGAUGUGCUGAUAUCAGGUCACUGAAAUACCUCAGAUUUGUAAUUGUUGAUGUUUGAUUCUUCAGGAAGUAUUUGCAUCUCUGAAAUCUUUUUUAUAUAUGUUUUGCUGACUUUCGUAUUUUAUUUUUAAAUUUUUGUUGUUGCUGUUGUUAUAGCACCAAAGAAAUAAGAAAAAAGAGCGAAUCACCCCAGCCAGGUGCGGUUGGUGGCCAGCCCCUUGGUCCUGCCCAUGCCCCCUGGAAGGAGGGAGCAGGUGGGGUGACUCAGGGAUCCCCGAGGCGGUAGGGUGGGGUGGAGAGGCCUGCACUUGCCUGCAGGGCCAGAAACGAUACCAGUCCCAGGAUGUCCCUGACCAUGCCACUGCCCCUGCCCUGCCAUGCAUGCCAUGGGCCAUGCUGCCUCCCAGAGCCCACCACCAGGGAGUGGGAAUGGGAGAUGCCAGGGCUGGUGCAGGCUACCCCUGCCGGUAGACAGGGUGCCACUUGCACAGGCCACUUCUGCCAGGCACCUACAGUGUUCAGAACGCCGCCACUGUGACUCCUGGGCUUGGGCCCCACUCAGUCCUGUCCAGGAAGAGAAAGGGAAACCAGAAGCUCAUGCACAGACAUACCUCAGCCCAGCCAGCCCCUCUGCUGGCCUGCGCCUCCUCCCUGCCCUGGCCCUCUGCAUGCCUGUGCAUGCACACACGCAUGUUCACACACAGCCCGCCCACCCGUCCACUGCAGGCUGCCCUCCUCUGCCUGCAGAAGCCUUGCCCUCCCAGCACAGGUAGGCUGUGGUAGGGAAGGGUCGAGGUUCUGGUGCCAGUGCAGAGGCCCAGUGGCUAAAGCUGCCCCACCUCCCUCUGGAGUGUGUCAGACACUUGGCCAGAGUGUCUUUCUCAGGGUUUGGUCAUGAAGGAUGGACUCUCCCACCCAGAGGACGCAGGGAUGUGCGUCACGGACCCUCCCCUUCUUCCCCAGCCAUGUGCCCAGCCUCUCCCUCAGCGUCCCUCAGCGUCCCAGGCCAGGCCCGGCCUGAGCAGAGUGUCUAAGGGUGCUCUGUCCCCUGUCCUUCUUUGUACUCCAACAGCAGUGUGGUAGCACACAGGUAGCCUAGGCAGUAAGUACAUACCUCAGACGUUCUCACAGCAAGUGUCUGUAUAUGGUGUGGUUCUUUUCUUACAUGUUCUGAAUGUUUAUAUUUCAAUAAACCUCUACCUCUUCACA